AUGGCUAAUUUUGAUUUCACCGACCACUCUCAUCGUCGUUUCAACCCUCUUACAAGAUCGUAUGUCCUCUGCUCGCCUCAUAGAGCAAAAAGACCUUGGUUAGGUGCCAGGGAAGCUUCCAAUGUCAAGCUGUUAGAAAGCUAUGAUCCAAAAUGCUUCCUCUGCCCGGGAAAUACUAGAGCUACCGGUGCUCAGAACCCUAAAUAUGUGUCUACAUAUGUUUUUCCGAACGAUUACUCUGCCGUUAAGUUGGAUCAACCUGAUUACAACGAGAACGAGGAUGGACCUAAGGAUCCCUUGGCUAAGAGACUACUGGUCACCCAAGGUGUCAAGGGAAAGUGUUUUGUUGUCUGCUUCUCCCCUAACCACGCUGUCACUUUGCCUCUAAUGAGUGUUCCUGAAAUUGUCAAGGUCGUCGAUACUUGGACAAAGCUUUACACGGACUUGAAGGCAGAACAUUCCGCCGGAAAAGCUCCUUAUAAGUACUUGCAGAUCUUUGAGAAUAAGGGUGCUGCUAUGGGAUGCUCUAAUCCUCAUCCUCACUCUCAGGCCUGGGCUUUGGACACGAUUCCUACCGAGGUUGAUACGGAGUUGAAGAAUCUGACCAAGUACAAGGAGACCUAUCAUUCAGAUCUUCUUGGUGACUAUGUCAAGCUCGAAAUGCAGGAGAAGAAGCGUAUUGUCUUGGAGAACGAUUCGUUCAUAGUCGUUGUUCCUUAUUGGGCAUUAUGGCCAUUUGAGACUAUGGUGAUCUCUAAAGAGCAUCUUCACUCCUUGCAAGAGUUCAAUGAUAACCAAAAGAAUGACUUGGCUUCUAUCCUAAAGAAGCUUACUAUCAAAUAUGAUAAUUUGUUCGACACCUUCUUCCCUUACUCUGCAGGUAUCCACCAGGCCCCUUACUUCGGUACCGAAGAUGAGGUUGAAAACUCUUGGUUCCACAUGCACUUUUAUCCACCUCUUUUGAGAUCCGCCACUGUCAAGAAGUUCUGUGUCGGUUUCGAGAUGUUAGGAGAGGCCCAGAGGGAUUUGACUAGUGAACAGGCUGCUGAUAGACUUCAGAAACUUGAUGGUGAUGUUCAUUUCUUGAACAAAUAA
Brettanomyces nanus is the source of this 1095-nucleotide messenger RNA. RefSeq names its product galactose-1-phosphate uridyl transferase (gene GAL7). The transcript has a single exon. Gene Ontology annotation, molecular function: zinc ion binding; UDP-glucose:hexose-1-phosphate uridylyltransferase activity. The record is from RefSeq and is a predicted model, not a curated record. Gene Ontology annotation, cellular component: cytoplasm. The coding region runs from base 1 to 1095 and encodes 364 amino acids. Gene Ontology annotation, biological process: beta-D-galactose catabolic process via UDP-galactose, Leloir pathway. NCBI's taxonomy places the organism in Eukaryota, Fungi, Ascomycota, Pichiomycetes, Pichiales, Pichiaceae.